This is a messenger RNA of Dryobates pubescens (Downy woodpecker), 709 nucleotides long. RefSeq names its product F-box and leucine rich repeat protein 22 (gene FBXL22). Gene Ontology annotation, molecular function: protein binding. The transcript is spliced from 2 exons. The coding region runs from base 29 to 709 and encodes 226 amino acids. The record is from RefSeq and is a predicted model, not a curated record. NCBI's taxonomy places the organism in Eukaryota, Metazoa, Chordata, Aves, Piciformes, Picidae.
UCUAUCUAGCAACAAGCUCUGAACGGCUAUGCACAUAACCCAGCUGAAUCAGGAAUGCCUUUUGCAUCUAUUUUCUUUUCUGGACAAGAACAGCCGGAAAAGCUUAGGAAAAACAUGUCACAAGUUGCUAGAAGUGUUUCAGGAUCCUUUACUGUGGCCUUUGUUGAACUUCCAUUCUCCAACGGAACUGAAGAAGGAUAAUUUUCUCCUGGGACCUGCUUUAAAAUACUUAUCCAUCUGUUGGUAUUCAGAAAGAGUCAAGGUGUGUAACAUUGAGGACUGGAUGAAAAACAAUCUCCAGAAAGACUUCUGUAACAAGCAUGAAAACACUGUCAGUGAUUUUUUACUAGAAGUUUGCAACAGAUGUCCAAACCUGCUGUCUCUGACCCUCUCUGGAUGUGGCCACGUUACAGACGAUUGCAUCUCGCUUCUUCUCAUGAACUGCCCAAACCUCAAGACACUCAAACUGGAAAACUGUGUGCGGAUCACUGACCAGACACUAGAAGCAGUGAUCUGCUAUGGGGCAUCACUGCAAACACUCCAUGUGGAUUUCUGCCGGAACAUAACACAAACUGGUCUAGAGAGAGUAAGGGAAAAAUGUCCCUCAGUAAUGCUGAGAGCAGAGAGAAGUGCUAACAUGAUUCCAGACAAUAAGCCCCAAAGAAAGUUGAUGCUUAGAAAAGCAUCAAGAAAAUUGGUUCAGGUUUGA